GAUAUCUGCAUUAAUACCAUUCUGUUCACAUCGUCACCAUCAUCCUCAUCAUCCUCAUCAUCAUCACCACCACCAUCAGCAGUCAUGUCCUCUCGUUCUCUCCUGCUGCUUCUGCUGGUUCUCGCCUGCCUUCAGUCCUUCACAAUGGCCCAGCAUGGAAAUGGACCAAAGAAAUGCUGUUUCAGUUACCAGACAAAACACAUCCCUGUAAGAUUCAUUAAAGCGUAUCAAGAAACAGAGCGUCAGUGUUCAGACCCUGGAGUCAUCUUUGCCCUAAAGGACGGCCGUCAGGUGUGUGCAGACCCCGGAGUCGAGUGGGUGCAGAACAACAUGAAAAAAUUUACCAGCGCCUGAUCCAAACUCUGUCGAGUGUUUAAAUCCUCUGUCCAUUAAUUAAUUAAGAUUUUUUUGUUUGUUUCAAAAAAUGCACUUUUUAUUUAUUGGACAGUAAGAAUAAAGCAUAAAGAGUUUUAUUAUAAUUCAUAUUUAAACCUUUGCUUAAAAUAUUCUAGCAUUAUGUAACUGAUUUAAACUAUCGACCUGUCGGCAUAAAUUCCUUUAUUUUUUAUACAUAUUAAAGGACAUUUUAAAUGCAA
This is a messenger RNA of Pangasianodon hypophthalmus (striped catfish), 596 nucleotides long. RefSeq names its product C-C motif chemokine 3-like. Gene Ontology annotation, molecular function: CCR chemokine receptor binding; chemokine activity. Gene Ontology annotation, cellular component: extracellular region. The transcript has 3 exons. The coding region runs from base 85 to 354 and encodes 89 amino acids. The record is from RefSeq and is a predicted model, not a curated record. Lineage: Eukaryota; Metazoa; Chordata; Actinopteri; Siluriformes; Pangasiidae. Gene Ontology annotation, biological process: chemokine-mediated signaling pathway; inflammatory response; positive regulation of ERK1 and ERK2 cascade.